Messenger RNA from Trichoplusia ni (cabbage looper), 814 nucleotides. RefSeq lists its product as uncharacterized. Bases 130 to 780 code for a protein of 216 amino acids. The transcript is spliced from 3 exons. The record is from RefSeq and is a predicted model, not a curated record. Lineage: Eukaryota; Metazoa; Arthropoda; Insecta; Lepidoptera; Noctuidae.
AACGUCACAUUGAUGUCAAUUUGAACUUGUGUAAUUCUUUCAAGAAUCAUACCAAAUACAAACAAUUAACUACAUUAUAGAAAUAUCAAUUAUGUGAUAAACCUUGCAUUUUAAGAAGAAAGCAUAACAAUGAACUCUCUUCACAACACAAUUAAACAAUUUCGCCUUCUCAACAUCAGCACAGCGUUAAAAACUAUAUCGGAAUGUAAACCGGUGGUGCCUAAUGUUGUAAAAGUUAGGAACGACCUGAUUUCUAAUCCGAAAGUUCUAUCUUUCGCUCCAAGGAGUAUUGGAGUAGAAAUAAUUGAUAAGUCUAGAGAGAACAGUAUAAAACAGGAUCCAAUUCCUUACAUACCCAUCGUGAACCCUCGUUCCAUCCUGCCGUUGCUAGAUGAACAAUGGAGGAAGGAUGAAAUUGGUCUGCCGUCUAUAAGGAAUGAAGAGAUACAGGCUGCAAGGUUGAUUGUCAUUAGAAGGAAGAAGAUGAAGAAGCAUCAAAGAAGGAAGCUCUGGAAGAAAAUGAGAUAUACUUGGGCUAGGAUCAAGCAACACCGUCGUCAAACCAAAGAGAAGACCUUCCAGAACUCCCUUUUGGCUAUGGUGAAGCAAGCCAACGAGUUCUCCGCAGAACAGUAUGUUAAUGAGAAGAUUCAGAAAGCCAACCACACCCCGCUACCGACCCGCUGGAGACACAAACGCUUGCCCGAGUUCAUCAUUAGACAACUGCUUGGAAUUGAUAAGAAGAUUAACUAUAAACAUACUGAUGUGUAUAAAGCAUAGAUUGAUUUAUUAAGGAAUAUAGUAGUGUUAUAAA